Molecule: messenger RNA, 974 nt
Organism: Zychaea mexicana
Lineage: Eukaryota; Fungi; Mucoromycota; Mucoromycetes; Mucorales; Lichtheimiaceae
Exons: 4
Coding region: 203-871 (222 amino acids)
Biological process (GO): regulation of DNA-templated transcription
Molecular function (GO): sequence-specific DNA binding; DNA-binding transcription factor activity
Source: RefSeq, a predicted model, not a curated record
CUGGAAUAAUAUGCCGCUGGCUGAACUGAAGUGGGAGGAGCACAUCCUCUCUUUUUUUGCGCUCUGUCCUUUUUUUUCUCUCUCUUUCACUCUCUUUCACUCUCGCUCUUUUCUGUUGCGUCCCCUUCCUCGUGGUUUUUCUUCUUUUCACAGACUUUACUGCUGACGGCUCUUUCGACGGCAAAGGUUUCAUCCACGUACGAUGAAUACCUUCUCUUCUUCUUCGUCUGCCGCAACUCACUCGCCGCAACCUGCGGAUCUGGACCCCUUGGCAUUCUCAACUGCUUCCAGUAUGCAACAACCACCUUCUGUGUCCCCAUGCCCAUCGUCGUCCCUGCACGCUGGUCAUCAUGUCUCUUUACAACAACCUUCGGAAACUUAUGAUCACGAUUCAGCAAACACCAAUUCGAAUGUAUCCAUCACUGCAAUCAAUACUUCCAACACCAACACUAGCGCAAAUACUACCUCCAGUAAGAACGCCCUCACGCGCAUAUCAAGUAAUCCUGUUGUUGCGACCACGAGCACAGUUGUGACAACCACGACCGUUGUGCCGCCCAUGUUGCACGAUUACUGGCAUGGUCAAACACCCCUUCUACUCCAUAACGACCCAUUGCGCGGUGAUUUGGACAGUGUUGAAGUCAACCAUUCAGAGCGCGGGAUUGCAGGUUUCGUGUCAAAAUUAUAUCAGAGUUUGCAGGCCCCUGACGAUGGCCAAAAGUACGCACGCUGGUGCAAACACGACGGCAAAGACAUGUUUAUUAUCGAAUGUAUUCCUAAAUUUACCGAGGUUGUACUGCCGCGGUUGUUCAAGCACUGCAAGUUUGCUUCGUUUGUACGUCAGCUCAAUGUAAAUAUACGGCUUUCAGCGUGACACAGACGCUCGAAAAACCAAAGACACCAAAGACAAAGAGUCGUGCCGUUGGCAUCAUCAGUACUUUCGGCCAGGCCGGCGUGAUCUUUUCCAUCUGAUCCGA